Glycine soja is the source of this 1599-nucleotide messenger RNA. Its product is annotated as ATPase family AAA domain-containing protein 1-like. Gene Ontology annotation, molecular function: ATP hydrolysis activity; ATP binding. The coding region runs from base 198 to 1370 and encodes 390 amino acids. The transcript has 5 exons. Gene Ontology annotation, cellular component: mitochondrial outer membrane. The record is from RefSeq and is a predicted model, not a curated record. Lineage: Eukaryota; Viridiplantae; Streptophyta; Magnoliopsida; Fabales; Fabaceae.
ACCAAAUUCCGGACAGGUUCUCCUGAAGCUCGCAAGUCGGCUAAAAUUCGAGAAUCAUCUAUUCAUCGUCUAACUCUAAUCCGCAUGCUUUCCCUCCUCCAUUCGUGUGUUGCUCAGAGAAGAACAAAGAAUAAAAAGGCCCGAGUGUGAACGGUUCUUUACUAAUACGUAUUAGUCAAAGAAACAUAAGAUAAGAUAUGGGUCGUUUAGCAGAGUCGAAGUUGGUGCAAGAGUUGGUUCUGUAUGCAGCAAGCGCAGCACUGAGCUGCUUGGUCUUGUUCGUGGGCCUCCGACAGCUCGACCCGAAUCGCGAGGCUUCGAAAAAGGCCUUUCAGCACAAAAAAGAGAUUGCCAAGCGCCUCGGUCGUCCUCUAGUUCAGACAAACCCUUAUGAGGAUGUCAUAGCAUGCGAUGUUAUCAAUCCUGACAACAUUGAUGUGGAGUUUAACUCUAUUGGGGGACUGGAAACUAUUAAGCUAGCUCUGUUUGAGCUUGUUAUUCUGCCUUUAAAAAGACCUGACUUGUUUUCUCAUGGUAAGCUUCUUGGGCCACAAAAGGGUGUCCUCUUGUAUGGACCACCUGGCACAGGGAAGACCAUGCUUGCCAAAGCUAUUGCUAAGGAGUCUGGAGCAGUUUUCAUUAAUGUCAGGAUAUCAAACCUGAUGAGCAAGUGGUUUGGAGAUGCCCAGAAACUCGUGACUGCCAUAUUUAGCCUAGCUCAUAAGCUCCAGCCUGCCAUCAUAUUCAUUGAUGAAGUUGACAGCUUUUUGGGUCAGCGUCGUACAACAGAUCAUGAGGCUUUGUUAAACAUGAAAACUGAAUUCAUGGCUUUAUGGGAUGGCUUUACUACUGAUCAGAAUGCUCAAGUUAUGGUCCUUGCUGCAACUAAUCGUCCUUCAGAACUUGAUGAAGCAAUACUUCGACGUCUUCCUCAAGCAUUUGAAAUUGGUAUUCCAGACCAAAGAGAGAGGGCUGACAUAUUGAAGGUUAUCUUGAAGGGUGAGAGGGUUGAAGAAAACAUUGACUUUGACCAUAUAGCUUACUUAUGUGAAGGUUACACUGGUUCGGAUCUAUUUGACCUCUGCAAGAAAGCUGCCUAUUUUCCAAUUAGAGAACUGCUGGACGAAGAGAAGAAAGGGAGAAGUUUUUCUGCUCCCAGACCAUUGUCCCAGUUAGACUUGGAGAAGGUCCUUGCCACUUCCCGGAAGACUACCGUUGCUGCAUUUGAAUACAAUGGAUUGAGUGCAGAUGCUCUAAGAUGGUCAGGGCAGGGGGAACAAGAUGAUUAUCAGGUUCAAGCUGCAAUAAAUGAACUCAAGUUUGUGGUUUCUCACAUGAUUAACCGCCAGCCAGAUGCCAAAGAUCUUUAAAAUGCUAUCUUUCAUAGUUUCUUUAGACCAUUCUUUUACAGUCGUCUAGCUUAGUCCGUCUUGUAAAGGCACCGAUCUCAUAGUUAUACACUUGUAUACUAAUGCUACAACAUUUGUUAUGAAGCAUCAUAUUUUAAGGUUGGUGAGUUUUUUUUUUUUUUACUCUUUGAUGCAAUAUGAUCAUUUGUGGAUCAGCAUUUAAUAUUCCUUUUAAGAAAAAUUUUGUUGA